Molecule: messenger RNA, 11581 nt
Organism: Lagopus muta (rock ptarmigan)
Lineage: Eukaryota; Metazoa; Chordata; Aves; Galliformes; Phasianidae
Gene: NSD3
Product: nuclear receptor binding SET domain protein 3
Exons: 24
Coding region: 2463-6773 (1436 amino acids)
Biological process (GO): regulation of DNA-templated transcription
Cellular component (GO): chromatin; nucleus
Molecular function (GO): histone H3K36 methyltransferase activity; protein binding
Source: RefSeq, a predicted model, not a curated record
GAGCUGGAUUGUUGCAGGCUUGGUUGUGCAGACAGCCUGGAACUUCUGCUUUCAAGGCUGUGACAGAAAGCCCAGCUCAGGCUGACGAGGCAGUGGCACGUAGGGCUGACUCAAAGUGCUGCUUGUGGUUGUUGGUGAGCCAGCAGCACAGCUUCUGUUCUCAGAGCAGACACUCCACAUCUCUGUGUAGUGCCCAGUCUUUAAUGCCUUAUAUUCAGCAACUCCUGAACCAGUUGUAGGCAGGGUUAUCCACACGGUGCUUGUCAGCAGAGAGCGGUAACCUUAAUUCAAAAAGGAUUUAUGGAAACUGUUGAAAGUAUUUGCAUGCCAUGCUGUUUUUCUUAUCAGUACGUGCAGCCCCAACUUAUUGCUGUGGUGACAGCCAGCCUUGGGUCAGCAGGCCUCUUCUGCUCCAAGCAGGGCUCAUUAGCAGGUGCUUGGUUUGCUCUCCUUGGUUUGGUGGCACAGGGAAACGUCCCCGUGUCCAACUUGUGGCUCACUGUGGUUGGUGAAACCCCUUCCUUUGGAGGUGGUCCUUGGGGCUGCUUUGGUUGCUGAUAGGUAGCAGUGGGACUUUCUGAUGCUUGGGAGUUUCCUUUGUGUGCUGCAUACUGACAGUAUCUUUUCUCACUUGUUUUCAUGCUCUUUCUGAUUGAGCAAUAACACAGUGGGUAGAUGCACGUCUGUGUGUUUUGUAGAUAAGUCCACGACUUGCUGUGUUCCAUACAAACCUGCAGAACUCUUUGGAAGGAUGAAGAACUUCCUUGAGUAAUAAAUAAAUGUGAUGAGCAGCAUUCAGAUUGGUUUGGUCACGUGAGAUGGCAGCAUCUGAGGACUUUUGUAGUACCUUGUUUUCUGAGCAAACACAAAAUGCUCAUCACAAAAACAGCUUUAGCUUGCUGUGCUUGUUGGUGGAACACUGAGCUCAGAGGGACUCCCAGUGUCAGCCCAUGACUGCAGGGCUGCUGCUGGAAUGUGUGCAGCAGAGCUUUCUGAGCAGCUCUCAGUGGAUGGGCAGCAAAACACACGGUGUUGGUGUAAGGAAGUGUAUUGCAGGAGCUGUGCUGGGCUGACUCGCUUCACCUUGCAAUGAAACCUUUAUUUUGUUUACUUUUUUCCUCAGAUUCUUUGCAUUCUGACUCUCCUGCAGGCAACAUGAAAGCACUUACAUGAGCAGUGCCUGUGUGCAGUCUGCAUUGGUGAACAGUCUGCAGUUCCCUUAUCAGUGACAGGUCCUGUUUUCCUUCUUGAUGGGAAAGGACACGUGGGGGGUGCUGGCUGCGUGGUUCUGGGGGCAAACUCUUGCUCUCUCAACAGUAAAUUAAGUUGCAGCGUUGAAGGUAUCUUUGUUUCCAAAUUCUUUUCCAAUACUACUAAGAAGUAUCCACUUCAUGCUUGAAUUGCUUGAAAUAAUUAUGUUGUAUCCUUAUCUUUUGGCCCGGUUCCUGCGUUGUAUCAGGGCGAUAUCUAUUGCAGGAUGUAUUUAGAAGCUAAAUGCUUUCGUGGGGCAUCUGAUAAUGUAAUAGUUGAGAAAAAUGUACACUGCCUGAAAUACUUUGCUGGGAGCUCAAUGCACAGAAGUGCAAAUUGGCUUCUCUUGUGUUGGGAAGUGCUCAGGAGAGCCAUACCCAGCCUGUUGGUGCUAUUCUGUGGACAGUGGUGCAUUCUUUACAUUGCAACAUUUGAGUGACUUCUGCUCAGUAAUCCUUUCUGAGGUUUAAAUUCUGAUUCUGACGUGUACAGGUUUCCUUGUGUUGUUAUCAGUGGCUGCAGGUUUGCUCUGGCAGUCAGUAGGCACCUCGGAACUGAGCAAGCUGAUACAGAGAUGUGAAGAGGGUGGGAAAAGCUGGGUGUGUUGUGGUGACAGAAGGGACUGGGGAGGAGGAAGCUCUUGGUGUUGUAAGCUCUGCAGGAGGAGAAGAACUGUUUGAGCUUUAAGGCUUGAGAGGAGCAGCUUUGCUUCUGCAGCCUGCACAGAACGAAGCAGGUGUAGAAGUUGUCCCUGUUGAGAAACAUAGACUGGAAUCACGGUCUGUUUUUAUGCAGGUGAGCUCCGGAAGAGCAGUGCUUAAAGAAAAAGAAGUUGAUAUGUGUAUAUUUACUGACUCCUCCUAAAUUCAAUUUAAGUGGUGUUUUGAAGUUUGCUAAGCCACAAGUUUUUUUAUGUAACAAGAUAAAGUGCACUGAUAGCCUCCCCUGCACACACCCCCUCCAGUUUGUGCCUAUGGAGGCUGGUGACAGCUCUGGGACCUGUUCCAGCCCUAAAUGUCCUGUGAAGGAUGAUACAGGGAGCUCCUCCCUGCACCAUGGGCAGACUUUGACCUGCAGGGUUCUGUGUGCAGGAGAUAAGGACAGGCACUGCCGUGCAGGUUUUGGAUUCUGUCAGCAUUGCAUCUGGGUCUGAUUCCCAUCACUUGGGCCCUAUGAGAAAAAGGGAAAGCUAAGGAUGCUGGAGCAGAACAAUGGAUUUCUCUUUCUCUUUCAUGCAAGGGAUCAUGGGAAACACAAUUCAGCAACCACCUCAGCUCAUUGACUCAGCCAACAUCCGCCAGGAGGAUGCCUUUGAUGCCAGCAGUGACAUUGCUGAAGAUGGUGGACAGACGCCGUACGAAGCUGCCCUACAGCAAGGCUUUCAGUACCCAACACCCACGGCGGAGGAUCUGCCCCCCAUUGCUAAUGGCUACCCGGCCACCAUCAAUAUGUACGAACCUCAAGCCAAAUUCCAGACGUACAGUCAAUAUCCCAAUGGUUCUGCCAAUGGUUUUGGUACAGUUAGAAACUUUAGUCCCCCGGAGUAUUACCACAUGGAAAACUCGAACGCGAGGCCGCAUGAAGUUCUGGAAAAGCCUUCCCCUCCACAGCCACCCCCACCCCCACCUUCAGUUUCACAGACGGUGAUUCCAAAGAAGACUGGCUCACCAGAAAUCAAACUAAAAAUAACCAAAACUAUCCAGAACGGCAGGGAAUUGUUUGAGUCCUCUCUUUGUGGGGACCUUUUAAAUGAAGUACAAGCGAGUGAGUAUGCUAAGGCAAAACAUGAAGGGAGGAAAGAGAAAAGGAAAAAAAGUAGCAAGCACGACUCUUCCCGAUCGGAAGAGCGCAAGUCGCACAAAAUCCCAAAAUUAGAACCAGAGGAACAAAAUAGACCAAACGAGAGGCUUAGCAUGCUGUCUGAAAGGCCAAGAGAAGAUGCAGUGUUGGAGGAAGCCCCGGUGCAGCAGUUCUUGCCUUCUCUUCCAACACAAGUCAGCCAUGACGUCAAGUUUCAGGUUGGCGAUCUGGUUUGGUCCAAAGUGGGAACAUACCCAUGGUGGCCUUGCAUGGUUUCAUGUGAUCCACAGCUUGAUGUGCAUACCAAAAUCAAUACAAGAGGUGCCCGUGAAUACCAUGUUCAGUUUUUUAGCAACCAGCCAGAACGGGCGUGGGUGCACGAGAAGCGAGUUCGGGAGUACAAAGGACACAAACAAUACGAGCAGUUAUUGGCAGAGGCUGCUAAGCAAGCCAGCAACCAUUCUGAGAAACAGAAGAUUCGCAAACCAAGGCCGCAAAGAGAGCGUGCUCAGUGGGAUAUUGGUAUUGCCCACGCUGAGAAAGCGUUGAAAAUGACUCGGGAAGAAAGGAUAGAACAAUACACCUUCAUUUAUAUAGACAAAGAGCCAGAGGAGGUUUUGUCAAAAGCCAAAAAGGCCGCUGCUUCUAAAUCAGAGACCAAGAAGAACCGGCGUCCAAAGCCAGCAUUGAACACCCAGCCAGAGCAUGGCAGUGUGAUAACAGGAUCACCUUCCAGUGCAGAGCUGCGAAGGCAGAGCCAACGGAGGCAGUCGAGUGCGGAAGAGGAGGAGCCACCACCUGUGAAAAUUGCAUGGAAAACAGCUGCAGCUAGAAAAUCCUUACCAGCCUCGAUAACCAUGCACAACUUGGAUCUUCAGAAAUGUAACAUGUCUCCGGUUGUUAAAAUUGAACAGGUUUUUGCUCUUCAAAAUGCUGCAGGGGAUGGCAAACUCAUCGAUCAGUUUGUUUAUUCCACUAAGGGAGUUGGUAACAAAGCAGAAAUAAGCGUCAAAGGACAAGAGAAGCUUAAUUCUUCAGCCAGCCAGAGAAAUGAAAAAGCAACGUGCAAUGUGCAGAAUGCAUCCUCUCCUGAAACAACUUCUGGGUCAGCAGGUUCUGUAGAAAAGAAGCAACAGAGAAGAUCGAUUCGAACCCGCUCAGAGUCUGAGAAAUCCACCGAAGUUGUGCCAAAGAAGAAGAUCAAAAAGGAGCAGGUUGAAAUGGUUCCACUGGCAGCAGUGAAGACAGGCCUGCAGAAAGGUGCCAGCGAGAUUUCAGAUUCUUGUAAACCUUUAAAGAAGAGGAGUCGAGCCUCAACUGAUGUAGAACUGACGAGCUCAGCUUACAGAGAUGCUUCUGACUCUGAUUCAAGAGGACUCAAUGAUUUACAGGGUAGUUUUGGAAAGCGUUCUGACAGCCCAUCAGCUGCUGUCGAUGCUGAUGCUUCUGAUGUGCAGUCAGUGGACUCCAGCUUAUCCAGGAGAGGAACUGGAACAAAUAAAAAAGACACUGUUUGUCAGAUCUGUGAGAGCUCUGGUGAGUCACUGGUGUCCUGUGAGGGCGAGUGCUGCAGCACCUUUCACAUGGAGUGUCUGGGCCUGAAGGCGAUGCCGGAGGAGAAGUUCUUCUGCACAGAGUGUAAAAAUGGAGAACACACGUGCUUUUCUUGCAAGCUCCCUGGCAAAGAUGUGAAGCGCUGCUCUGUCAGCACCUGCGGUAAAUUCUACCACGAGGCCUGCGUGCGCAAGUUUGCCACAGCUCUGUUUGAGUCACGAGGAUUUCGGUGCCCUCAGCAUUGCUGCUCUGCCUGCUCCGUGGAGAAGGACAUCCAUAAAGCAAGCAAAGGUCGCAUGGUGAGAUGUUUCAGAUGUCCCAUUGCCUAUCACUCAGGAGAUGGCUGUAUUGCUGCAGGAAGCUUAUUUGUGUCAUCCCACAUUCUCAUCUGUAGUAACCAUUCCAAAAGGAAUCACUCCUCAUCAGCUGUAAAUGUAGGCUUUUGUUUCGUUUGUGCAAGAGGGCUGGUAGUGCAGGAUCAUUCAGACCCCCUGUUCAGUUCAUAUGCCUAUAAAUCCCACUACCUACUGAAUGAAUCAAAUCGUGCUGAGUUGAUGAAAUUACCUAUGAUUCCUCCUCCUUCGUCAGCUUCCAAAAAGAAAUGUGAGAAAGGUGGAAAACUGUUGUGCUGUGAAUCCUGCCCAGCUUCCUUUCACCCUGAGUGUCUCAACAUAGACAUGCCUGAAGGAUGUUGGAAUUGCAAUGACUGUAAAGCUGGCAAGAAGCUACGUUACAAGCAGAUUGUUUGGGUCAAGCUUGGAAAUUACAGGUGGUGGCCAGCAGAGAUCUGCAAUCCCAGGUCUGUGCCUCUCAACAUACAGGGCCUCAAACAUGAUAUCGGGGACUUCCCAGUAUUUUUCUUUGGUUCACAUGACUACUAUUGGGUACACCAGGGCAGAGUUUUCCCUUAUGUUGAAGGAGAUAAAAGCUUUGCUGAGGGGCAAACUAGUAUUAACAAGACCUUCAAGAAAGCACUUGAAGAAGCAGCAAAGCGUUUCCAGGAGCUGAAAGCACAAAGAGAAAGCAAAGAAGCAUUAGAAAUUGAAAGAAAUUCAAGGAAACCUCCACCAUAUAAACACAUUAAAUCCAACAAGGUAAUAGGGAAGGUUCAGAUCCAGGUGGCUGAUCUGUCAGAAAUCCCCCGCUGUAACUGCAAGCCAUCUGAUGAGAACCCCUGUGGUCUGGAGUCCGAGUGUCUGAACAGGAUGCUGCAGUAUGAGUGCCACCCCCAGGUGUGCCCAGCAGGAGAGAGGUGUCAGAACCAGUGCUUCACCAAGAGGCUCUACCCUGAUGCUGAAAUCAUCAAAACCGAUCGACGUGGAUGGGGUCUCAGGACAAAAAGGAACAUUAAAAAGGGUGAAUUUGUGAAUGAAUACGUUGGGGAGCUCAUUGAUGAAGAAGAGUGCAGACUGCGAAUCAAACGUGCCCAUGAAAACAGUGUAACCAAUUUUUAUAUGUUAACAGUUACGAAGGAUCGGAUCAUAGAUGCUGGUCCAAAGGGGAAUUAUUCUCGCUUUAUGAACCACAGUUGUAAUCCAAACUGUGAAACACAGAAAUGGACAGUGAAUGGUGACAUCAGAGUUGGGCUGUUUGCUCUUUGUGACAUUCCUGCAGGAAUGGAGUUAACAUUUAAUUAUAACUUGGAUUGCCUUGGGAAUGGCAGGACUGAGUGUCACUGUGGAGCAGAAAACUGCAGUGGUUUCCUAGGAGUGCGUCCAAAGACAGCAUUUGCAACAGCAAACGAAGAGAAGGUGAAGAAUGCAAAAUUAAAGCAGAAGAAGAGGAAAAUAAAAACAGAACAGAAGCAGAUGCACGAAGACAACUGUUUCCAGUGUGGAGAUGGGGGAGAACUUGUCAUGUGUGAUAAAAAGGACUGUCCCAAAGCUUACCACCUCCUAUGCCUUAACCUGACUCAACCACCCUUUGGAAAGUGGGAAUGUCCGUGGCAUCAGUGUGACAUCUGUAGCAAUCCUGCAGUUUCGUUCUGUGAGUUCUGCCCUCAUUCGUUCUGUAAGGAUCACGAGAAAGGAGCCCUGGUGGCAUCGGCACUGGACGGCCGUCUCUGCUGCUCCACACAUGACCCCAAAUCUCCCGUGGCACCCGAGUACUGGAACAAGAUAAAAUGCAAAUUGGAACCUCAGAAUCCCAUAGAAGAAGCAAAGGAGUGAAUUUUUGUUUAAAAACAAACAAAAACAACAAGGGAGGGGAAGAAGAGGAGGGGCAAAUAGGAGAUGAACUUGAAGAGACUGCUAUGCCACAUUCAGUCUGUAUCAUCGGCGCUGUCUUGUGUGAACUGGGAGUGGGACCACUUACCAAGCAGAAGCAGGCAGUGGUGUUUGUUUUUUAUUGUUUGGUCUUUUACCCUUGAAUGUGCUACAAGCAGCUCUUUCUGUUGGGAAACAAACGUCUCGGCCUUCUAAAGCAAACAGUAGACCUUCUGACAGUUGAAAAGAAUACUCUGUUUAAAGAUGUUCAAGUGUAGAAAACAAAGCAUAGCAACAUAUUUAUUUAUUUAAUUUUUCAAGGAUGUUGAAGAUCUGGUUUGGAUCAGUCAGCGUGUCUUUAAAAACAAACAAAAAACAGCGAAGCCAACGUAACUCCUACGUCUAGUUUACAACAAGAACAAAACCCUCCCUGCGCUGUGUAACAUUCAGGUAUCGUGAAGACAAAAGUGGGUUUCAGACCAGGUGACUGAAAUGCCUCCAUUCCGUACUUAAUUUUUAAAGGCAGGUUGUAUAUCAUGUUUAACUUGUGAAUAUUGCUGUAAAGCUUUUCCUGUGAGAAAUAAUGUGUAUGGCUCUUUGGGAGUGCUUGUAACACAAGUGCUGAUGUCUUAAGAAGGAAGGAAGUAGUUGCUUGCUUGGAGAGCUGUAAUUGGUGGUGUUUGCAGACAGGUGGAAAUUCAGAAGGAGCUGAAUUGCACACUGGUCAUUUCUUUACUAGGAAAACCUUCCUAGUUAGGAGAGCUCCUGGCCUUGGUCGCACUGCAGCACACAGAACUGAGGUCAGCCUGCUGCCCUGGGAGCAACUGCCUCUGACUGCUUUUGGUGGAGGAUUGUUCUGUGUGUGGAUUUGUCACCUGCCAAGUUCUGCACUUGUUUGAUGGCCAUUAUGUUAUUGUGGAUCUUUAUUGCUUUCUUCUCAGACUCCCAUUGGCUCCAGAGGAAAUUCGAGUGCUUAAGGAAUCCAACCCAUCUUCAUGUUUCUUUUGAUUUGAACGUUCAUGUUGUUAGUGAAAAAGAUUUUCUGACUUCAUAACGUUCACUGUUAACAGAGCUAAGAAAAGCAAGUUAGUCCCCUACAGCACUUCAUCCAUAAGAGUGUUUGCUGAGCCAGGUAACGGGAUUCACAGCAGCCACCCUCAGCCUGGUGGGGUGUUUGUGUUCUGUAUUUCCUUUGUUAAUCUGCAGGGGAGCAGGCUGCUUCAGUGAGGUUCCUGAGUUGGCUUAGGUAGGCUCCUGCUCCAGAUUUUCUUCUGCAAACCUAUCCUAUCCUGCAAUCCUCAAGCAAGGAGCUUAGAGGGAUUAGUUUCUCCAGGCUGAAGUUGGUCUUUGAAUCUCCUCCCCUAGCCUGCAACCUUUCCAAGCGCUGCAGUCAGCGUGCUUUGGCUGUGUGCUGGUGCUGGCUUUUUGCUAAUGGCUCUUGGAGGCAGCCCUGAGCAAAAGGAAUUAAUUUGAAGUGUUGCUGGCAUCUGGCUAAAUCGAGCCUUUGAAUUAAUUCUCAAGAACCCUGUCUCUGGGAAACUGCUGACGUAAACCUGCAGGAACGUGGUGACUUCUCAGCCUGAGAAAACAGGCGAGGAAGACACACAUGGGAUUGUGGCGCUUCUGCUUCUGGCUGCUGUCCUUCUCAUUCUCAAACUUAUGGAUGGGAAGGGAAAAAAAAAAAACAAAAGUUUGUGCACUUGUGAAGGUACAAAAUACACUACAGUCCCUCAAAGCAGCCGUGGUGCCCAGCAGCUGAUCUGUCAGUGCACCUCUGAGCCUUCCUGCAGCCUGGGGGUGUCUGGGGGCGCAGCAGCGCCAGCGCUGCUGGGCUCAGCUGGUGGGAAUAUAAAGCACUUCUCGUGGUCCAUGCUGCAGUGAAUGUCUGAAACACUAAUCUUGCUUGAAAUAUUUUUUACGAAAAUAUUUACGGAAAGGAUUUUAUUUUUCUGAGCGUUUUGUGUGAUAAAUGUCUCUUUUUAAGCUCUUACUGGGGGUGUUUCACCUCCUCAGCGAUUCCAAACGCAGCCGUUGCUGCGGUGUCUGUAAGGCUUGAUGUGUUUACUUUAUUUUUAUUUAUUAGUCUUGGUAGUGUUGAAAUGAUUUUUCUCUUGGGAAGUCAGAGCAUUCCAAUGAUUACAGAUGUGCUGUAGUGUGAGUGCACCUCACUCUGUGUCCGUGCUGAGGUGUGCUGAUGCCAGAAGCCUUCGCAGCUGUUGGAGAUGGCAGUGAGCAGAACACAGCUGGUGAGCAUCAACUGCCACGUGCAACCUGUUGCUGUGAUGUUCUGCUAUGCUGCAUAGCACGGAAUGUGAAGGUUUGCAAAAGGCUUUAAAAACUUCUGAAAUGCUGUGAAUUGGGGCCUGCUGCUACUCCUGUGCCAUGCCACUUGAUUCCGGGUUAACUUUUUUUCUCAAACUUCUUACAGGUGCUCCUUUUUUUCCACUAAAAAAAAAAGUAAUAAUGAUAGCCAGCAGCUGGGCUUGGACUCAAAAGGGAAAGCAGGAAAUUGGUUUGUAAGCUUGUGCAGCUCAUGAACAAAAAUCAGAACUGGAUGUCACACUACUGGAGAGAAGGUGAAUCUAAAAUCUUAAAGGGUGAUAUGAGGAAGGAUUCAGAAUAGCUUGAUAGUUGUGCUGAGUUUGUUCUGUAUGCCACAUGCAGAGCUUUAAAACACACCUUUUCAACCACAUCUUGGUCAAUGGAGGAGAAAGAGAGUGCAAUUGCUUUGUACGAGGGGGGGAAAAGAUGUGACAGAUCUGUGUUGUGAUUCAGUGGCAUCAGCUGCCAGAUCCCAUCUGUGUGGUCUCAGGAGGGAGGGGAGCAGUGCUGGGCAGCAAAGGCCUGGAGGAAAUCCCCAGAGCUGCUCCAUUGAGCUGUGCAACCUCCUGUCCCUUAGCUGGGACGUGCAAUCCUGCUUCUCCCUUACUUUUGUCUUAUUUUUUGGAGGGAGUUGCUGUGCUUCAGGUGCACGGCCGACCCCGGAUCUCUCUGUAGUGUGCAGCAUCUGAGCUGCUCUGCUAAGUUAGCAGGACUUUGGUGUUUACUGGACUCUGUGCUCUGCAGUACGAACGCAUGGGCGUUCUGCAGAUCACAACCCAAUGGUGCAAUGGUCAAUUACUGCAGUUUCCUGCACACGUGACGCAAGCAUUAAUUAUUGUAGCUUUCAGAAUUCAUCAGACUUGUCCUGUCAAUGGACUGUAAGGAUCAAAGGCAUUAUUUGCAGCUCAGGAAGGAUGGCAUGAUGAUGAUUUGUAUGGGCAAAUUCCCUUCUCUGGUCACCACCACGGUCUGAGAGAGUUACAAUGAGGCUGGAAUGUAGAAUUUUGGCCUUUCUUCUAAAACCUUGUUAUCUUUGUUUCAGGAUAGAACGAGAGACACAAUUACUAGAUGUAAUUAACAAUGAGCAUAGAAUCUGUAUAUAUGGAGACUUUACAGAACUAUGGGGUGGGUGGGGAGGAGGGCGGGAGGGGACGUCCAGCGCUGGUACGAAGUGGUCACUUUAACAUGAAACCUCUGCCUCAUUGAAUUCAGGGUUUAAUGUACUUGAAGCUCUGCAUUCCUUAUACAGCUUAUUAUUUUUUUUUUAAUUAUUAUUAUUAUUUUAUUUAUACAUCCCUUGUUUUGUAUACGGCAUCGAAGAUGUGUUCACCUCCCUGCUGUCAGCUCUGCUCCUGUGGCACUGGACUCUGCGGUGCCGCCUGAGCGGCGAUGGCCAUUUUGUGUUUGGUCUCAGCUUUUCCCCCCUUUCCCCCCCCGCCUUACCUUCGUGUAGCAAAAUGGUUUGCACUUCUGAUACACUCCUAUCCUUUGGAUGUAUUCACAACCUUGUUCUAAGGAGGAAAAGAGAAGCUGUUUCCUGUCGUAUCGCGUUGCUGAGCGGUGGAUUCGGGUCCUUCUGCUCCAGCAAGGGGCUCUCACUGCUGGAGGAGGGGGGAACUGAGUGGAGAUCUGAGCUUUGCACAGGAGAUUAAUGGGAAUGGAUGGGAAUUAAUCUCCUUUGCACAGGUAAUUAAUGUGAAAACAAAAGGGCGCACAGCGUGCGUGACUCCGUGCCGGCUGUGAGCUCUUGGUCCCUUCUCCAGGGUGAGGAUGGGAGCCCUGCAUCGCUGCUCUGUGUCCAUUUGGUGCCACUUCUCCUUUCUCACAAAGUGAAGGCAAUGGCAACGACUGCCUGCGGGGAUCCUGGGCCUCACCGCCGACCUUCACAGCGUCGCCAUUUCUGUCCGCUUUGUUCCUCCGUACCAAACUUUGUAGGUUCUGUGAGAUGUUCUUUUAACGAAAUCACUUUCAGUCUUUACCUGCAAUGCAUCAGCAGUCACUGAAGUCACUCUAGAGCUGGGAAGCCGACCCGGAGCUCCGGGUGCUGUUCUGGGGUGUUACUGUACCAUGGUUGGUGUUUUGCCACAUAGGCUUUGAGAAAUACCAUUUUUGGGGGUUGUGUCGUUCGGCCUACGUUCUCUUGCAUAGUGUGAAGCCUGUAAAGCUCGGUUACCCUGUACAUAGGUAGCUUAUUGUCAGCCGGUUCUAGCGUACUUAGCCUUGCCUGUAAUAUUUUAGCUUCUUACUGAAUGUGUGUGAUGGUAGAACAUAUAAUUUUUGUACAUUAUAUUUACUGAGAUGUUGCCUUUUUUAUUUUACAAAUACUUUGGAAUUCAGAUGUGUUUUUGCUUCCGUGAGGAUUCAUUUGGAAAGGUUUUUAAAUGACAUUCCACCGAUUUGAACUUUUUGCUUGAGGUUGACUUCAAUAAAUCGUUCUGAAUGUUCCAACA